Rhizopus microsporus ATCC 52813 is the source of this 570-nucleotide messenger RNA. RefSeq lists its product as uncharacterized. Lineage: Eukaryota; Fungi; Mucoromycota; Mucoromycetes; Mucorales; Rhizopodaceae. The record is from RefSeq and is a predicted model, not a curated record. The transcript has a single exon. Bases 183 to 536 code for a protein of 117 amino acids.
UGUUGUUGAGGUACUUGUUGCUGCUGCUGCUGUUGUUGUUGUGGUGGUGGUGGUUGUAGAGAUGGUUGUUGUUGUGGCUGUUGUACAUUAUUAGGCGUAUUAGUACUAUUAUUACUAUUGCUGUUAUUAUUGGGUUGAUCUUUAUUAUACAUCAUUUCAUUGUGUGAUACCACUGGUGCAGGAUGGUGAAGUGGUGCUGCUGCUGCAGGCUGUGGAUUACUGUUGUGAUUGCCAUUAGUGUAUUUAUGGUCAUAGUGUGCCAUUCCAUGAUACUCUUCAUAAGUAGGAUAUUCAAAAGUUUUACCGCCAUAGACAGGAUAUUUAUAGUAAUUGUUAUUUUGGGGUUGAUAAUUAGGAUAGUAAUAAUAAGAGUAAUAUGGAUGUCCACCGUAUUGAGUUGGUGGUGGUGGAGGAGUACUGUUGUCUACCAUCAUUGUCUGCUGUUGUGGCACAGGGGGAUGGUGAGCUGGAGGGUGGUGAGGAUGAGGUGGUACUGUGCUAUACUUGUCUCUGAACAGAUGGGCAGAUCCGACUGAAGGUGAAUGACCGUAUGGGUCAUAGUAUCCCUAU